AUGGCGGAAAUCCCACACUGUCUCUACUGCUUCGAGACCCUGGCGGCUCACCUCGAGAGUCGGGAGUCUAUGACGCUCGAGGAAGUCGAGAAGUCUUGGGAAGAAUACUACAGGGAUGCCGACAUCGUGGCUCCUGGCAGCGGAGAGGCGCCAUCGUCUAAGAAGCAAAUGCCAGCGCUCCGCCGUGUCGCCGAGAACUCAUCUUCCUCCAGCGGAAUCUCGUCGCCGUCCUCAGCCUCAACCAUGUCCCUCGAUACCGAGACUCCCGCGACAUCGACCUCCUCGCUGCCGACAUCACAGCCCGCAAUCACCGAAUCACCUCUCUUUGUGACGUGGAACACGGUAUCGCUGCGGACGGGCAAAACGUCGCUACGGGGCUGCAUUGGCACGUUCGCAGAUAUGGAGCUGGACGAGGGCCUCGCGUCGUACGCCAUCACGUCGGCGAUCCACGACACGCGGUUCGACCCGAUCGCGCGGCGCGAGCUGCCGUCGCUCGAGGUCGCCGUCACGCUGCUGACCGACUUCGAGGACUGCGCCGACGCCAUGGACUGGGAGCUCGGCACCCACGGCCUGCGCAUCAGCUUCACCGAGCGCGGCCGCCGCUACGGCUCAACCUACCUGCCCAGCGUCGCAGAGGAGCAGGGCUGGACCAAGGAGGAGACGCUCGUGAGCCUCAUGCGCAAGGCCGGCUGGGCAGGCCGCAAGGACAAGUGGCAGGACGUCGACCUCACGGUCGUGCGGUAUCAGGGCCGCAAGGUGGAGCUGCAGUAUCCGGAGUACAAGCACUGGCGCGAUUGGGUCAACGCGAAGGGCAAGGCAUAG
This is a messenger RNA of Anthostomella pinea, 822 nucleotides long. The record is from the annotation of a GenBank genome assembly. Lineage: Eukaryota; Fungi; Ascomycota; Sordariomycetes; Xylariales; Xylariaceae.